Messenger RNA from Astrephomene gubernaculifera, 609 nucleotides. The record is from the annotation of a GenBank genome assembly. NCBI's taxonomy places the organism in Eukaryota, Viridiplantae, Chlorophyta, Chlorophyceae, Chlamydomonadales, Astrephomenaceae.
GUACGGCACUGCAGCGGUUGGCACUGGCGGCGGUUCCGUUUGUGGAGGCGGUUGCGACAGACAGAGCUGGCGGCGCGGAGGCGCAGGUUCGCAGCAUCGCCUACUGCGGAGAGGGAGCGUCCGUGUCGUACGGCAUGAUAGGUCCCGGCAGCCACUACUGUGACCGCAUCGGCCGGCGCCACCGCUCCAACCACGUGUUCUUCCUGCUGGACUUUCUGCGCGGCCGGUACUGCCAGAAGUGCUACGAUCCCGAGUGUGCAGGCUGGCGCUCCGAGUACACGGCCAUGCCCCCGGAGACCUGGCAGCACCCCCACCCGCAACAACAACAGCAACGUCAACAACACCCGUCGCCCUUGCAGACGCUGCAUCAGCACCCGCAGCAGCAGCAACAACAGCCGCUGCUGCUGCGGAAUCCAAGCCCUGCAGGCGGGGACGGUACGGGAUAUAGCAACAGCAGCAGCAGCGGUGGCUCGGGUGGUGGCGGCGGAAUGUGUGGUACUGGUGACCUCGGUUGGAGUGGCGAGGGUGGUGGAGGGGUUGCUUAUGGUGGAGGCGGGUAUGGUCGCUGCAGCGGGAGCGUGCCUGCGGGCUCGCCCGUACUGUUGUGGG